CCGCGCGACAGUCCUUUGGUGGCCGACGCGUUGUAAAUACGUGCGUGCGUCGCGGGCGCAAGUAGCGCCAUUCGAUAGUCGCCGGAAGGUGAUUCGAUUUUGCGAACUAAUCCACGCCAAGCGGAACGGAGCUUCAGUCUGUCAUUCCGCGCCGAGAAAUGGAAGACGACGAGACGCUUUCGUUCGGUGGAAGCGUGAGCACGUUGCCGACCUACGAGAAGGUUGUCGUCGCGUGCGCAUACGCGGUGACAGGUGUGCGGGUAGGAGCAUUUUAAAAAAUCUCUGGUUAUGACAACGGACGCGACACCGUCCUAUUACGAUCGUCUUCGGAUUGAGAACGAGAACACGCCGAGGGAGAAGUCUAUCGUUUAUUUGUCAUCAUCAUAAGAAGCUCCCUACGAUUGUUCUUCGUCAAGGGCAUAUUACAUCGAGUGUUGUUUAUUUUUCCCUUCUCUUAUUCCUUUAUGUAUCCUAUCCUUCCUUUUUUCCUUUCUUUGUACACAGUGUCACGGGAUUCGUAACGAAAUACCUGUUCUCUGUCUCCUUGUCGAAGCUGUCUGGGUGGCAAGAGAAGAAGAAAUAUGUGGUGCCUCGUGAGCCAAGCUAAUUCCGUCAUCCUCGAGGUUCAGGUCGACCCCAAAGCCAUCGGACAGGAAUGUCUCGAAAAGGCAUGCGACUAUUUGGGAAUCAGCAAAGAAUGCGACUACUUCGGAUUAAAGUAUCAGAACGCAAAAGGCGAAGAACUUUGGUUGAAUUUGAGAAAUCCUAUAGAGAGGCAGACCGGUGGAGGCGUGGUGCCUGUAAGAUUCGCUCUCAGGGUUAAGUUUUGGGUGCCACCUCACCUGUUGCUGCAAGAAGCUACCAGACAUCAAUUUUACUUACACUCUCGUCUCGAACUGGUUGAAGGGAGAUUGAAGGUUCCCGAUUGGGUAUCGAUAGCUCGUUUGAUGGCUCUAAUAGCUCAGGCAGACGGUGGCGAUUACGAUGCCUUGUCACCACCGCACGCCCUUUAUUCGCAGUGCUGUCAGAUACAACCGACCGAGCCCUGCGAGCCCAAGCCUCAAGAUUUCCUGCACCGGAUAGUUCAACAGCAUAAGGAGAUCAAGGGUAUGAAAACUUCAACAGCGGAAUAUUGGCUUCUGAAGGAGAUAUCGAAUUUGGAUACUUUCGGUCAAGAAAUGUUUCAUAGCAAAUUUGGAUACAACGGAAUCUCAACGAUCGGCGUCGGACCUCACGGUAUUACAGUAUAUCGUGGUCAGGAUGAAGAAACGCAAAACAUACCAUAUACGGCAAUUCAAAGCGCCACGUCUCAACGCCGGAUGUUCCAUUUGGUUUAUCUCUCGCUCGAUGGCGAAGAAACCUCGUUGGAUUUCAAAUUAGACUCAAGCCAAUCGGCCAGCGGUCUCUACAGGGCGAUCACCGAGAAACAUGCGUUUUACAGCUGUGAGACAGUAAGAAGCGCGGUCACUGCUCAAUUCAUCCGCGACUUGAAGGGAACGAUAAUCUCUAUUUUCAACGAGGACUCGACGCUCGGCAAGAAGUACGUCUUCGACAUACGAAGAACUUGCAGAGAGGUUUACGAUAAUGCUCGACGUGCUCUCUAUUGCGAGUCUGCGAGUAUAACACCACCGGAGGAAAAGGAGAUCUUGGAAAGGCACGAUUGUGCCGAUUGUGAAAAUCCAAAGUGCAAGGAAUCUCGGGAGUGCCUGGCAAGGUUGUUGGAUGCCAUGCUCUGUCGGAUUUGCAUGGAUCGUAGCCUGGACACCGCGCUUUUCCCGUGCGGACACGCGGUAGCCUGUUUGGAUUGUGCUCGACGAUGCGAACGUUGUCCGCUUUGCAGAGCGGAUAUCGAUCACUGUCGAACGAUCUAUCUCCCGAUAGAGUUAACGCAUAUCGAUAGACACAGUCCGAAGUUGCUACCAGAGACGAUCGAGCCCGUGUUCGCCGUUAAAUCCUCCUCGGACGAGAUCAAAGGGAGGAUCGUGGAAAACGAGAUCAACGAGAAUCACGUCUGAGGGCGAUCUACCAAAGUGAAAUUCAAGCGAAUAGAGGAAGGUCAUCUUUCAACGAUAAAUCGAUGGAAGAUCUUGUUGAAUCUUACGUUGUCUUUUGUUGUUUUUCAAAAAAAAAGGAGACGAAGAGUUCUACGUCCAGUCUGUCUACGACAGUUUUUGUUUUGCAUUUUGAAGAUUUAGCGGAAAACGGAAUUGGUAGGCUUCGUUUAGGAUACAUAUAAUUCUUCUCCUUAUUGAGAAUUAAGUUAAGAGUUAUUUUUCUGAUUUUAUAUAAGUUUUAAGAAAGUAUAAAACAAAGAACAAAAAGAAUUAUACGAUGUAUUUUGUUUUUUUCUUUCUUUCCAAGAGAUGAUAUAUUGUUGUUAAUAUCGAUAUCGCAGCGAACAGACUGGAUUACUUUAUAAGAGCAUAUUUGAUUACACGUUUGAGAGUACUGUGAUUCAAAUCGAUAUGGCUAAAAAUAUCUUUUAUUUGUUUAUUAUUCCAAGGUAACUACCAUUGAUAUGAAAUGUAUUUAUGUGCAUUCGUGAUGGUAUAACCCAUUUGUUGAGUGAUCGAAAAGUGCUAUUAGCAGCAUUGAUCUAUUGGGAAGCCAUGCUGCCAAUAUUUUUAGUGAAUCAUCAAUAUAAAAAGAAAAUAAUUUUAAUUUCUACUUAUCGGACCAAUUACUCUUUUUAUUUUAUGAUUAUCAUGAAAAUUUUUUUUGCCAGGUCGUACAAUCAUUAAAAUUAUAUACAUUUUGAGUUUCUUUUUCUCUUUUCUUUUUAUUAUUUAAAUGACACUGAUUCGAAGUAGUACAAGGGUAAGAGAGCCUGAAUUUUUAUUACUUUCAUUGAACUUUAAUAUUCUUAAAAAUGAAAAGAAGCAUAUAUAUAUAUAUAUAUACACAACAUAGACUGUUAAAGUAAUUCUAUGGAAUCAAUCGUAGAGAGGAUGUUUCAUUAGGAUAAGAUUUCAAUUGUAAUUGACUUAUGAGUUUAAGAAACUUCCGAUUUGGCAAAAUAAAAUAUGCAUAAAAAAUAAAUAAAUAUAAAUAUAUAUAUAUUUUCUUAAAGAUAAAUUAAAAAUACAUUUUACUUUGUAUCAAGCGGCAAAUUACUGAAAUUUAAUCUGUAUCUCUUCAAGUGUUCGAACGCUUAUGCGCAUACGAGAAAUAAUAUAUUUGCUUAUGACUUAUCGCUCUACAAAUUUCAUAAUUUAUUCGUUCUUGGAACAUCCUGUACGAAGAGAAAUUCAUAUUACAGUAAUAUAUCUGUUUAUAUGUACAUAAAAAGUAUGAUAACACCUAUUGAGGGUCAAGCGAGUAAAUGUCACAAGUUCGCUAAAAGUCAAAUCUGAUUCAGCAAACUCUGUGUACAUACCAUCUUUUAAAUAAGUCGUAAUAAAAACGAGACAAGUUAAUUGCAGUGCUUUGCAUCCAAAAGAUAAUUUACGAAGUAACAAGUCAGCGACAUUUAAUCUCUGAAAGAGCAUAAAAGAAGGAUGUUUCUCAAUCAAAAGGCAUAGUUAUGGCGUCUCGGAAAUUCAACCAAUAAUAAUAAUAAGAAGAAUAAGAAUAAUGAUAAUGAUAAUGAUAAUAAUAAUAUUAAUAAUAAUAAUAAUAAUAAUAAUAAUAAAACGAUGAUAAUCUAAUAAUAUUAAUGAAAAAUGAUAAUUGUAGUUUUCUAAAAGACGCCGUCUUCCUCUUUUAUCUUCGAUCAGUAGCGGUCCUGUUGUUACCAUUACUGGAAAUUAUUGUUAAAUUAAUUCUACUAUCUGAUAGCACAUUCUAUGAACCUCAUGCGUGGGUGAUGGUGGAAAGAAUGACCGAGAGAAAGAGAGAGAGAGAGAGAAAGAGAGAGUGAAAAAUGUGUCAAUCGUUUAUAGUCAUUCAUCAAUGCAAACAGACUUAGUUUAUAAAUAUUUAUAAUGAAAUGUAAUAAUAAAUAGACGAACCUCGGAGUUGCUAUAUUUACAAAGUCUUAAGCGUUUUUGCUUGAGAUUUUGCGCAGUCUAAUAUCCUUUUUUUUUCGAUAAGUUAGAAACUCGUGUUACUAUCAAAAUUUCUAUAAUGUUCUUAUAGCGUUCCACAUACAUCAAUAUUAUAAUAAAGCUACACUAUUUCUGUGAAAAUGAAAUGUAACAUGGUUCGUCGAGUGAUGCACAUUCUUUAGGCAUAAGUCAGAUAUAAAUGUUUAUGAGGAUGUUGAGUUUAGAACAUAUAGGAGACAUGGAACAGUACUAUAUCAGAUCUUCGCGUUACGAUAAAGGAAAUUACAAAUAUUCCUAGAAGAUUUUGUAACUUUGCUAUCUUAUCGAUUAACCGAUGUACAUGUAAUCCUGUAAUCAUUUUUCAAUAUCCUUUACCCCAUAAAAAUGAAUAUAUAAAAGUUUCUUUGUGAAUAAUGAUGUGUGUUACUUAACAUGAAAUAUAGCUUUGUACCUAUUACUGCGAUGUCUAUUCAGUGAUCGUAAGAUCGAUAAAGACAAAAAAAACAACAAUAGCAUAUUAUGAAUAAAAAUAUUUCUUGUGACUUAAUCUCUGUAUAAAAACCAUAAAAGGAAUAAUUCAGAAUGUGGUAGUUAGUAGUAUAUAUGAAUAUUACAUUAAUGAGAUAUACAAGAAAAUGUAUUUCUAAAAGUUCUAAUUUGCAAAGAGUAUUUUUAAAGUAUUUCCAAUUAUUUUUUAGUAGUAUACCAGGAAUCCACUUAUCAUGGUGACAACAAAUAUUCAAAUGAAGAUGAUGCAACCUAUAAAAGGUAAUUUUUAGCGUACCAAUAUAUAUUAUAAUAUGUUGAUUAAAUAUUGUAAAAUAUC
Molecule: messenger RNA, 4812 nt
Organism: Vespula pensylvanica (western yellowjacket)
Lineage: Eukaryota; Metazoa; Arthropoda; Insecta; Hymenoptera; Vespidae
Gene: dnr1
Product: E3 ubiquitin-protein ligase MYLIP
Exons: 7
Coding region: 582-2015 (477 amino acids)
Biological process (GO): ubiquitin-dependent protein catabolic process
Cellular component (GO): cytoskeleton
Molecular function (GO): ubiquitin-protein transferase activity
Source: RefSeq, a predicted model, not a curated record